This is a messenger RNA of Acanthopagrus latus (yellowfin seabream), 1072 nucleotides long. It is a transcript of the gene tmco1, whose product is annotated as transmembrane and coiled-coil domains 1. Lineage: Eukaryota; Metazoa; Chordata; Actinopteri; Spariformes; Sparidae. Gene Ontology annotation, cellular component: endoplasmic reticulum membrane; endoplasmic reticulum; cytoplasm. The transcript is spliced from 7 exons. Gene Ontology annotation, biological process: endoplasmic reticulum calcium ion homeostasis. Bases 158 to 724 code for a protein of 188 amino acids. Gene Ontology annotation, molecular function: calcium channel activity. The record is from RefSeq and is a predicted model, not a curated record.
UGGUGAACCGGAAGUAGUUCCCACACCUCCUCACGAAUGCUGACCUAGCCUUACGAGGCUGAGAGUGAUCCGUGUAAUGUGCUCGGGGUUUAAUCUCUAGCACGAAUUAAUCAUUAUAUUUUGUCACUGCGGUUCGGGUCAACGGGACGCGACCACCAUGAGCACCAUGUUCGCCGAUACGAUUCUGAUUGUGUUCAUCUCCGUUUGUACAGCGCUGUUAGCCGAAGGUAUUACCUGGGUUUUAGUGUAUCGCACUGAAAAGUACAAGAGGCUAAAGGCUGAAGUGGAAAAACAAAGCAAAAAACUUGAGAAGAAAAAGGAAACCAUCACAGAAUCUGCAGGACGCCAGCAGAAGAAGAAAAUUGAAAGACAAGAAGAGAAACUGAAGAACAACAACAGGGACUUGUCGAUGGUGCGCAUGAAGUCCAUGUUUGCCAUCGGCUUCUGCUUUACAGCUUUGAUGGGCAUGUUCAACUCCAUCUUUGACGGAAGAGUAGUGGCCAAGCUGCCGUUUGUGCCGCUGUCCUACAUCCAGGGGCUGUCCCACCGCAACCUGCUGGGCGAGGAUUUUACAGACUGCUCCUUUAUCUUCCUCUACAUCCUCUGCACCAUGUCCAUCAGACAGAACAUCCAGAAGAUGCUCGGUCUCGCACCCUCCAGAGCUGCAACAAAACAGGCUGGAGGCUUCCUGGGACCUCCUCCACAAGCAGCUAAAUUUUCCUAAUCAUCAUCAUCACACCAGCUCAACAGUGCUGUUCCUGCGCUGCCCCAUCAGAGCACAGACACAACUGCUCCUGCUGCUCUGGAGCCUCGUAUUCUCUAUCGCAGCUACACUACCCCGUGUUCAAUUUCUCAUUCGUGUUUUGUUUAUUUAACUUUUAGAAAUUAGAGGAAUAAUUUGUUCUCAAUUACAUUGAUUACCAAAGAAUACAAAUGCCUACCUUGUAUUCUGCAGAUGCCAUGCAUUGUUUUGGGAUUUUAAUGAUUUAAUUGGCAGUAAGAUCUGAUUCUUUCAUCAGUAUUAUUGUAUGUAUCCUCAUUUCUUACAUAUUAAUAAAGUUUUAUGAUAAUA